UCUUGGGGUGAGGUCGCGUCGCCCUUACGCGACUUUCUACGUCUUUCUGUGAAGUUUAAGUGGACUGUGACGGUGUUGUGUGAGUGAGUGUGGGAUUGUUAUGUGAUUGUACAGACGGGAGAGCUGCAGUAGAAAAUUUUCCAGUCUAGCAACAUCGAAGAUAAAUAAUUCACGGCUCGUACCUGAUGACGCAUAAGAUUUGGCGCAAACUCGGCGCGUCUCGCUCCGUUUAGUUUGAGAAAAAUGAAUUCACCCGCAAAUGAACAUUAAAAAGAUCACAUAUGCUUUCGUCGAGGAGUACUCACCAGGUAUGCGACAAAACGAAGAAAUGACUAGCAUCAUAGCAGAAUGGCUCACAAAUGUUGGAAAACAUGGCUGAGGGUGUGGACCGUCGCGUGCCUGGUGCUCGUCGCCGCCGACUUCACCACCGAGUGCCAGCGCCCCUGCGACUGUCGCUGGCAGUCCGGAAACAAGGCCGCCGUCUGCGCCAACGCCAGCCUCGCCACCGUACCGGGCAACCUCAGCUCCGACAUACAAAUCCUCGACCUCUCCAACAACAAUCUACUCCAGCUCCACCAGGAUGCCUUCAGGAAGGUCGGCCUCACCAACCUCAAGAAGCUGUUCCUCCGGGAAUGCAGCAUCGAGGUCGUCCACAAGGCCGCGUUCGUCUCGCUCGCGAUCAUGAUAGAGUUGGACCUGUCGCGGAACAAAAUCCACCACCUCCAUCCCGACACCUUCCGGGGCACCGAGAAGCUGAGAAUGAUAAACUUGAAUAACAACUUCAUAGAUAAGCUGGAGGACGGGCUAUUCCGCAACCUGAAGUACCUUCAGAAAGUCGAGGUGAGCAACAACAGGAUCACGCGGAUCGCGACGCGGACGUUCGUCAAUUUGCCCCAGCUGAAGAUACUGAGAAUAGACGGAAACGCCCUCACUCACAUAAAGCCGGAAGCUCUGAUGGCGCUGAGGAACCUGUCGGGACUGGACCUGCACAACAACCCGUGGCGGUGCGACUGCAAUCUGCAGACGUUCCGCGACUGGGUCAUCAACCACAACCUGUACACGCCACCCACGUCGUGCGCGGAGCCCGCCGCCGUGCGGGACAGACUAUGGAACGAGUUGGACUCCUCCAACUUCGCUUGCCGGCCUACGAUAUUGGAGCCGCUGCCGGAUUCCAUUGUGAAAAGUUACGACGAGAACGUGACGCUCGUCUGUAAAGUAGUCGGGAAUCCGACCCCGGAAGUCGUUUGGCGAUACAACGGGCGAACUAUCGAAGCAAGAUCGUUCGGCGAAAUUCGAUACGCCACUAACGAGAACACCGUGGAUCUCAUUCGCUGGGUGAAUCUCACGAUAAUUAACGCGCGAUAUAGUGACCGAGGGAACUAUACCUGCGUCGCGGAGAACCCCGGUGGAAAGGACGAGCAGACGCUCACGCUCAUCCUCACAAAGUACAAUGGAAUGGGAACGUUGAUUGGCCUAGAUUCGGAUUCAUUCGCCAUAGUUGUAGGAUGCCUAACGUCUAUCGUUAUAAUUUUCGGAGUCGUACUCGGCGUAUGCUACUUCACUUCGCAGAAGAGUAGCUUGAAAAGACUGAUUAAAACCGAUAAUCGUUCGACUAACGGAGAAGCUCUUAUAGAAGCGUCGGUUGCCUCCGAAGCCGAGAAGAGCUACAAGCUGGAUGUGAAUCCAAUUUCUAAGCCACCAAGAAAAUAUGAACCGGCAACUCUCGCCAGUACUGAGACGGAACUGGCAGAUCUGAACAAAACUCUGCUGAAUAAUGAAGCCGUCGCAGCAGCCAAGGAGGAGCUGCUACAACAGGAGGUUGAGCUUCCGAAGGUGCCGCAAGAGUUCAUCGUCAGCGCGUCUCACGACACCCAAGCGUAUCCUCCAGACCUCCUCACGUUUCCCCUGCGGAGUACCAGCCAGGUGUCACCGGCGAGUGCCACGUCGUCAGGGAAGGACAGGGUCGUCCUCACCAAAAUAGACAGCCCCAACUCACCUAACUACAGGAUAUCCCCCGCAACACCCACUCUCUACAGCAAGUUCCAAAACUCCAAUUUCCAGAGCAUUCCUUUUUCGAAUUCGAAGGGCUACGUCACUCUGCCUAGAAGGCCCCGAUCCAGUUUUCCGGAAUCAGCUCUUGGACCUCAAAUCUAUAGCACGUUGAAUGGUGUCAUACCCUACUACGACACGUUUAAUAUGAAGCUGUUUGGACACGGGGGAAACUACUACAGCAUCAACAAGAGCGAGAUGGACCUAGGUCCCGUAAAUAAGUCCAGCUUUCUGAAUGCGUCGGAUGACCUGGAGCCGGCUCCGUCUCCAGCCCCCGGGACUCCUCACGCCAACAUACCCAGGAACAGCCUGAGCUCGCCCAACAUCCACAACCAGCUCAUGGCGCAGAUGACGAAUGGGAAGAGAGAACAGAAGGCUCUGACCGUGAGAUUAGAGAAUAACUACCCUCUGAGAAAUUCAAGCGCUGAUUUGAAGGCGUUUUUCAACGUAUCGAGCGGCUCCCUCGGAAGGGCCCGCGGACACAAAACCAGCAAGCGAAGCUCCGUCGAUAUUAAGGAACAGUUUCUGAACACCAUCGAGAACGCCACUGAGGUGUAAUUUGGUACACGAAAGGACAUGAUUAGGGUAUUUCCCUCGACCAUUUUGUUUCGUUACAUAUUUAUGGGCCUUUAUAAAUUCUGUCAAAUUGUCUUUUAAUAAGCUUUUAAUAGUCUUUGAAAGGUAUAAUAAUAUUUAC
Aricia agestis (brown argus) is the source of this 2746-nucleotide messenger RNA. RefSeq lists its product as uncharacterized. The transcript has 7 exons. Gene Ontology annotation, molecular function: protein binding. The record is from RefSeq and is a predicted model, not a curated record. NCBI's taxonomy places the organism in Eukaryota, Metazoa, Arthropoda, Insecta, Lepidoptera, Lycaenidae. The coding region runs from base 349 to 2607 and encodes 752 amino acids.